CUAGGAGUGAAAGAACUCUUUUGGCAGUCAGAAUAGAGCUUUUAUUGAGGAUAUUUCUAAGCUAACCAUCAGGGACCGAAUAGCUGGACUGUAAAAAUUUCAGAGCUGAAUCAUUCUUUUUUCAUUCUUACGUUCUUUUCUUCUGUAAGAUCCAGUGCAGCUCACAAAGCAGAAGCAAGCAACAUGCAAGGAGCCUUCCCCUUAGUUUUGGAGUAUCAGCCCCAGUGACAAGAGCAAAUAUUCAAAACCGCAAAAGAAGAUCAGAAAACUGAAACUGUGCUGAAGGAGGUGGUUAAAUCUCUGGCCUUUUUGAGUGUUCAGCACCCUCAUAUUGCCCUCCCUGCACUGUGCACAGGGUCUCACCUCCAUCCCUUGCCUAACAGUUGUGGAGAUGGGGCUGGGUGUCCUUGUGCUCUGUCUUUGUACUCUGAGCUGCCUGGAGCUGCUAGUUGUGGUGGAGGCUGCAGUACCCCUGGAGGACUUCUACCCAUUUGGCCUGGAUGAAGGGGAUUCCCUGACCAACAAGCAAGAUGAUGGUGGCUCUGGGCUUGUACUAAUCUCAGUGGAAAUGCCAUUCUUUGGUGACAGGCACACAGGACUGUAUGUCAACAACAAUGGCCUAGUGUCAUUCCUGAGAGAGGUGUCCCAGUUUACACCUGUUGUCUUCCCGAUCUCUGGAGAUCGAAGAGUGGUUGCCCCCUUCUGGGCAGAUGUGGACAACAGACGUGCAGGGCAGGUCUUCUACAGAGAGACCAAGGACCCAGCAAUUCUUCAGAGGGCCACCAAUGAUGUUAGCCAGUAUUUUCCAGAGUUCCCCAAUUUCACUACCUCCUGGGUCUUCAUUGCUACCUGGCAUCAAGUUACUUUCUUUGGAGGCAGUUCUUUAACACCGGUAAACACAUUCCAAGUCAUUCUCAUCACUGAUGAAGAACUGUCCUUCACCAUCUUUCAUUAUCAUAAUAUUACAUGGACUACUGGAAUGCAUGCUAGCAGUGGAGGAGAUCUUGUAGGCCUUGGUGGAAUUGCAGCACAGGCAGGCUUCAAUGCAGGUGAUGGUCAGCGCUACUUUAAUAUACCAGGCUCUCGUACCAGUGAUGUGGUGGAUGUGGAGAGCACCACUAAUGUGGGCUACCCUGGGCGCUGGGUCUUCCGCAUUGAUGAUGCACUGGUGCGUGUGGGUGGCUGCAACCAUUCAGCAUUUGUGUGCCAGAACCUGAGGCCCUGCAUGAAUGGAGGACGUUGCAUCAAUGACUGCAUCACAGGAAACCCAUCAUUCAGCUGCUCUUGCCUGGCUGGCUUCACGGGGAGGACAUGCCAUAUAGAUGUGGAUGAAUGUGCCUCACACCCCUGUCAAAAUGGUGGCUUGUGCAAAGACCAGACAAAUAGUUACACCUGCAUGUGUGGCCCAGGCUACAAGGGCCAGUUGUGUGAAAUAGACAUUGAUGAGUGCCAGGAAAGACCUUGUCAGAACAAAGCGCAGUGUGUCCAAGGAGUGGGCAAUUUCACCUGUCUGUGUGCUGCAGGCUUCAUUGGGCCCCUUUGUGAGACAGAUAUUAACGAAUGUGAAUCCAAGCCAUGUUUGAAUGGGGGAGAAUGUGUCGAAUGGUUGAACAACUAUACUUGUACCUGCCCUGCUUCCUUCACUGGAAUACAUUGUGAAACAGAAAUUGAGAUUCAGGGGAAUUUCUCAUUGGCUGUAACUGAAAGACUAACAGCAUCCUGUGAGGGGGAACGAUGUAAGAAUCAGUCCUGUGUAUAUAUCAGCCCUGGAAUAUACAACUGCACUUGCUUACCAGGUUACUAUGGCCAUAAAUGUGAAGAGGAGUGCCUAUGUCAAAACGGGGGUGUAUGUGUGGAUGUGAAUGGUAGCUGUGACUGCCCAUCCAGGUACACUGGAGUAUACUGCCAGUUUGAGGUCACUCAGACCCCAUGCAGCAGCAGCAGGCCAUGUCCAGAUGGGGGGCCUUGCCUGGAGUAUCAGGGCACUUACCUGUGCACCUGCCAGACUGGAAUCACUGACAUAGAUCACAGGCACUUCUACCCCUUUGUGCAGACCCAAGCAGUCUGUGACUCCACCCCCUGUCUGAAUGGAGGCUUCUGCUAUGAGCGGGAUGGGGGCUACACAUGUGAAUGCCAACAUGGAUACAGGGGGAGGCAUUGUGAGAAAGCCAGAUUGAGUGUCUGUGCCUCCAGCCCCUGUCGCAAUGGCGGCUCCUGUAUGGAGGAGGCAGGACGGUACUACUGUCUGUGUCCCUACAGGUUCACAGGGAAGCAUUGUGAAGUUGGAAAACCGGACCCUUGCUCAUCCAGCCCCUGUCUAAAUGGGGGCACCUGUUUUCACUACAUUGGAAAGUAUAAGUGUGAAUGUCCUAAUGGCUAUGGUGGAAGGCACUGUGAAGUAAGCAGAGGUGCAGCCCAAACACUGACAAGGCUGGACUGUGGGCCACCUGCUCACGUGAAGAAUGCAGAUGUACAGUUCACCUCCAGCACGCCUGGCUCCAUAGCACUCUACACCUGCCACCGAGGAUACAUGCCCCAACCGCAGGCUACACAGAGUAUAUGUGGGAGCCAGGGAGCCUGGAGCCAGCCCCCUGUCUGCGAGGAGAUCAAUGAGUGUCUGUCCCAGCCCUGUCUCAAUGGGGGCACCUGCCAAGACCGGAUGGCAUCCUACCUCUGUCAUUGUGCCAAUGGCUUCAAUGGGCUACGCUGCCAGACAGAUGAAAAUGAAUGCCUGUCGAAACCCUGCAAACAUGGCGGCAUCUGUGUGGAUCAGCCUGGCUCAUACUACUGCCACUGCCCACAGGGCUUUGCUGGCCGGGACUGUGACACAGAACUAUCAGAAUGUGAAUCAAACCCUUGUCUGAAUGGAGGGAUGUGCCGAGGCUACAGGGGAAGUCGACUAUGUCUGUGCAAGGAGGGUUUCACUGGAAAAUUUUGCCAGACUUUGGAGAAUCCCUGUGUACUGCAGCCCUGUGGAAACCGAGGCUUCUGCUACACUGAUCAGAAGGGGAACUACACUUGCACCUGCAGGGUGGGUCACACUGGCAAAGACUGUGAAAAAGAUCUGUUGCCACCGUCCGGCCUACAUGUGCUGCGGGUAGAGGAAACAGAGGUGGAGCUGCGCUGGGACCUCCCAUACUCCCCAGAGAAGCUCAUCAGUGGCUUUGCUGUAACAUAUGCGCCACUAGGUCGUGGUGCCCGCAAGACAGACUUCCUGGACAGGCAGCAGUCCAGUCACCUGCUGCGUGGCCUCAUACCUGGUCACCUCUACAACAUCUCAACCUUCUCUGUCAAGCGCAACAACAACAGCAAUGACAUCAGUCAGCCUGCUGUUGCCUUCAUUCGCACUAGGCCCCAGAAAGCGGAGGAGCUGCAGGUGGUAAAUGUGUCAUCCUCACAGAUCUGGCUGAGCUGGCGGGUGCAAACAGCCCCCCACUCUGCCGUCAGCCAGGUGCGCGUAUCACUCGUCCCAUCGGAUGGUGGUGGGGCACACAUUGCCCUGCUAAAUGCAAGCAUCACUGAGUACAGCUUCAGUUCCCUUCUCCCAGGCCACAUGUAUACUGUGGAUGUGCAGACACAAAGUGGGCUGAGGCCAGAAGACCUACCUUCCACAGGCCACUCUGCUGGGCCCCUGCAUAUCUGGACCAGACCUUCACCCCCCCAGAACUUCUCCCUUGCUCAUGUCGCUGCCACAUCAGCGCGGGUCACCUGGGACAGUGACUCCCGUAACCUUCCAGAUGGCUUUGUGGUCAACGUGACAUGGGGCCUGAAUAUGAGAAGUCGUUAUCUGCCCAGUGGAAAUGUGGGUUCUUACGUUGUGCAUGAUCUGGUACCUGGGCAGCACUACCAGCUAGCACUGACAGCUGUCUACAACACUGACCAUCAGCAGAUACACAGCCUGCCUCUGAACUUGGCUUUCCAAACCAUGCCAUUGGAGAAGGAGCUGAGCAAGAAGGUGAGGCCAACAGAGACUCAGCUGGAGUUGCAGCUGUCUCGGCCCAUACACAGUGCUUUGGAACACGUCCUGCAUGGGGCCGCUCAUCGGGAGAACCUGUCUAAAUAUACUGAGCUAAUUGAUGACAGAGGGAAGAUAACGGCCAAGUUCACUAACUUGUCCAAAAAUACCGUCAGGUAUCGUCCAAAACCUGAGCCUGUAAUAGAGAGAAUGGAAGAAACAACCAAUAAAAUCAACUUGGCACUAGAUAUUCCAGAGGACAACACAAAAGGAAAGCCUGUCUGCCAGCGAGUUCCACACCCCUGUACCCGACUUUAUUCAGAGACAAAAAGUAUUCCCAUCUGGGAAGGAGGAGCCUGCCAUUAUUUAUAUAAAAGGACCUAUAAAGUUCAGCAGGAUAUUUGUUACAGGGAAAUCUGCGACACGGCACUUUCGAAGAAAACUCCCAACAGAAGAACUCAGAGAAAGCAGUGAAUGUGUGGACACAUUUACUUCACUAUUCACCUGACCCAGAAAAAAAGUUGUGAAAACAAAUUACUAAAACAGAGAAUAGUACCAAUAUAAUGUACUCAGGCAGCAUGGUGGCUCUACAGGUAGUGCUGUUGGCUCUGUGCAGUUUUCCCUGUUUGCUCAGGUUAUCUCGUAUAGUCCAAAAACAUGUAGGUGAACUGAUAGGAGUUGGGCUGCUAACUGCUAUGUAGCUAAGGCACUGGGUUAUAAUGGGUAUCAUUAUGAAGGGGGUCAUUUAAGUAAACAAUUUUGGGCCAUUAGCAAACAGGAACCAAAAUGCAAAGUGAAACUGUAUGCCAGAAAAUGAAAUAGAAAUCACAGAACGAUACUAAACUGGAGUAGCAGGUCCUCAGAAACUUCUUAAUGAUUAGACAAGAGAUGUUGACCACAAUAAGCUUAGUUACACUAAUAGCAAAUAUUGGUGAUUAUACAUUAGGAUCAUCUAAAGGUAGACGUGAUCGUGACUAAUGACCAGUUCUGCAGCAAGGAAUUAGUGAAUCUGUUUUAUGAACUAAAUUAUUUAUGGUGGAAAAAUCAUUUGUAAGCAGGCAAAAAUGAGAGCUAGUUGUUUGGAAGAUUAAAAAUAUAUCACACUUCAGAAAACUAAAUUACAGUUUUUUUUUUAUUAAGGAUUAUUUGAAUAUUAAAAAUCUCAUUAAUUGUGUACAAGUCUUGAAUACUGGAUAUUCUGUAAAAUGUGUUGUUGACAUCAAAUCUCAACCAUUGCAAUAUGAAAAGCUCUUUAAGAUACAGUGUGAUCCUACAUAUUAUACAGGUCUUAUCGAAGUAGUAUGUGUGGCCUUGUAAGACUUGCUUCUCACAAAGGACAAAAUGAAUUGCUGAGUCUUAGGGGGAUAUAGAAAUAAAGUAUUUAUUUAAGUCAGUGUUCCUGUUUCUUCAGGAAACUUGUGAAGUUCUUUGAUUUCCAGUGAAUUUAGAUUUCUCAGUAUGAGAAUUGACCUCCAGUUAGCCCCAUCUGAAGUCCCAAAGGUUUCACUACUAGCUGCCUCCUUGAACAUUUUAACUUUCUCCAGCUCCAGUGUCUCCAGUUUCAAGUUUUUGCCUCAUGUUAUAGUUAAAUGAAUGACAAAAAGAGUCCCAUGAUUGCAUUUGAGGUCUACACACAGAGCAAAAGAAAGGCAUUGAAUUCUGGUUGUACAGUAAAGCAGUGGUGUGGAAAAAAAUACAUUCCUUAAAAGUUGAAAGAGUAGCAUAUGUUAAAUAUAUAAUAGUCCCCCCCCCAAGAAAUCUGGCAUAUAUUUGCACCACUCCCUCAUGAACAUCUUAAGAUUUCUCUAUUCUCUGUAUGAGCAUGUAUGUUCUGUCUUGAUCUGCCAUUUGCUUUAAGGAAAAAAAUUUAAAAAUUCCAAAACUGAUGUCAAAAGAAAAAAAAACUCUUUCUUCCUGAUAAACCGAAUUUCUGUGCAAGCUAUCAUGUAAAGUGUUUUUGUAGGUGAUUAUUUUAAUAAAAAAUUAUAAAAUGUA
Paramormyrops kingsleyae is the source of this 5950-nucleotide messenger RNA. Lineage: Eukaryota; Metazoa; Chordata; Actinopteri; Osteoglossiformes; Mormyridae. The record is from RefSeq and is a predicted model, not a curated record.